Dioscorea cayenensis subsp. rotundata (Guinea yam) is the source of this 748-nucleotide messenger RNA. RefSeq lists its product as uncharacterized. The transcript has a single exon. The record is from RefSeq and is a predicted model, not a curated record. The coding region runs from base 211 to 747 and encodes 178 amino acids. Lineage: Eukaryota; Viridiplantae; Streptophyta; Magnoliopsida; Dioscoreales; Dioscoreaceae.
UGACCCAGACUAAAAACCUUUGAAAUGGUCCAAUUCAAUUCCAAGUCCUCCAUGAAAACCAUAUAAAACCUAACCAUAAACCUCUUCGCCUUCCUCCAAAAUAAAUCUCUCUCUCUCUUUCUCUCCAACACAACCUUCCUUCAUCUCCGGUGUAUCAUCAUCAUCAUCAUCAUCAUCAUCAUCAUCAUCAGCAAGAAGCUAACCAGCACCAUGACUGACCAAACUACAAGCUCAACUCCAACAAACCAAAACCAAACACCACAAAGUACCAACAAAACAACCAAAAAAGCCCAAAGUAACAAGGAAAAGACAGCCAUCAAGUGCUUCAAAGCACCAUACCGGAUCCUGCGCAGCGCGCGGGACUUCUACGUGCGAUGUUUCACUGGUUGUGCUGGUCGGUCACAGUAUGGGUCGAUGAUGGGUAACCCUGUGCGCGCUGUCUCGGCCGUGCCACGUGGGUUUAGUUUUCACUCGCAGUCUACGCAUAGCCAAGAGGACAUAAGUGAGUUGAUCCGUGUGGCUUCUCGAGGGAGUCUCGGUAGAUCACCCGCGCAGAACCAGGGCAGUAGUAGUAACGUAGAUGGGGUGGUUCCUCGGAGCCAGAGUGUGGCAAUUGGGCGCAUAGAUGAAGACAAGCCUUGUGAGUUUGGUGAUGAUGUUGGUGCUUUAGGGUUGCAUGGAAUGUAUCCAAGGAGUAGGAGUUGUGCUGUUGUGACUAAUAAGAGAAGGGUUGGGAUUGUUGCUUGAU